GUGCUUCUUAGUAAAUGCUGUCAGUGGAAAUUUUCAAGUACUAUAAUUUUAAGAAAUCUGUUUUAAUUGGAAGGCCCUACAGAAUGGGAUGUCUGUGCUUGAGGAAGUUCGCCUCGUAUCCCUCAGUUCCACAGGACAUUAUGAACAACCUCAAGAUGAAUACAGCACUAAGUCGUAGUCAGAUCAAGUAUCUGUAUAUUCGAUUCUACCAGUUUUCAGGAGGAGGCAAAGAUCCCCCAAGUCAUCUGCACAAGUACAAUUUCUAUUCAGGAUUACUGCAACUAAACCCCUUACUGCCCACCAUAUUGAACUCCAUGUUUGGGGAUAAAGUGACAAUAACCUUUGUGGAUUUCGCUCUGUUUCUGAGCACCUUUCAGGCCCAUUCUCUUAAAACCUCCAAUGAGCUAAAAAAUGUGAUGAUGGACAGGAAGUUAAGGUUAAUUUUCAACAUGUACGAUAACAACAAGGACGGUCGUAUUACAAAGUAUGACUUAGUUGUAGUUGUCCACAAGCUGUUUUCAAAUCUAUUGGAUCACGUGCAGAUCAUGCGCAUUGUGGAUACCAUGAUGAAGGAAAUGGAUCAUACGGACUCGAACCAAAUAAUGUUCCAAGACUUCUGCAAAGCAUUUGCAGUCUUCGACAUGACCGAAAUGAUGGUCACCUGGAUACCCGAAUACCAUGGUCGAACCACAGAUGAUUUGCAAUAAGUAAUUCGUUUAUUUAUUCAACUGCACACAAAUUUGAAAAUUAAAUGUACACAUGAUUUAGCCGCUGAGAGCAGAUAAAACCUGCGUUAAAAGUUUAAGAACAUUAAUCAGGGCGGGACUCAACAAUGUUAACAAACUAAGGUCCCCUGAUGAAAGACUUGAAAGUGCGCUCGAUAAACUGGACAAAAGGGAGUUGUUUACACAUGUGGUCCCAGUAGUCCCAGUUAUAGAAUCAAGGAGUCCAGCAGCUUUAGAUGUACGUAUUACUUGCAUAAUCAAGAUCUUUAAAAAAAAACAAUGUAUAUAUAUGUUAAAAGUUAUGAAACAAAACUCACAGUUAAAGCAAAUAUAUAUGUGAUACGAGCUCGCUGGAAAGUCACCAUGAUUUUUUAAGUUAUUUUAGAGCGAAAUAGCUGUGCAACUAUCAAACAAAACUAAAAACCGUGUGUAUAUAUAGACCAACUUCUCAAAUUUGACCGAACACGAUACCUUUGCCAAGAUACUGCAUAUCGAAACAAUAUAGUUCGUGAGUUAGGUUUUAAUCACAUCGAUUCCCGGCCACCGAAUGCCAAACUUUAUGACUCUAUUAGGGCGAAAUUCGUAUAUGCGGCGUGGAAAUGAGCUGAUUGUCCAUAUGUGCGGAUAUGCCUCUAUAUAGUCAUACUCCCUUUGAGCCGAUCUUUCGGGCGCGUUGAAGGAAUCUCGUGGAACUGCCUGUUGUAUUUUCGCUUAGCAACAUAAAUAACAUUUUAUUGGCAAUUUGGUUGCGAAAUUAAUGUGCAUACAGUUGGCAACUUUGGUAAUUUAUGCAAAUAAAACGAUCGUAAAUUUGGCAUUAAAACGCUUAUUAAAUGAUCGUUUAUUAACCCACUAUUCUGUUCUGUUCGUUUUGGUUCGCUUAAUUUGCCGAAAUGGAUAAGCCCCUCGCUGUUGCAACAAGGUUGCGAUUUGUAGCACUUGCAUAAAUUAAGUGAUUAACAGAAUUGUUCUCAAAUGUUGGCAGCUACUUACAAGAUUGAUAUUAUUUACGAUCGGACCCCAACGAAAUUUCCGUGUGUCUAUAACUUCUGGGAAAUCGCAGCUACAGCGGCUUAACAAUAUCUCCUGUGCCCCCAUAUUGUUUAAUGUAUUAGCUGGCGCAUUGUGUGUUAAUUUGACAUUCCUUGGGAAUGGGAUGCGCAUCAGGAUCAGGCCUGCGGUUUGGGAAUGGGAUGGGGAAUGGGAAUGGGGAUGUUCAGGUCCAACACUCUGAGGAACGACAAACGAGGCUUGUUGCUGUCAAAAGCAAGAAUUAUAACCAUAUAAAAUCAGUCGGCAUGGCCACUGAUUCUGUUGCUGCUGACCUGUCCCGGUCUUUAUCCCCACUCCUCCUGUCCUGCUGUCUUCAUGUCCUCCCAUCAUCAUCGUCAGCCCCAUCAUCAUCGUCUCGGACAGGAUUAGCAAAAUUAAUGCGGCAAGCUGGAUGCUGAGAAUCCCGAGCUGUCAGCGCUUCGAGUCUUCAC
Messenger RNA from Drosophila simulans, 2209 nucleotides. Its product is annotated as calcineurin B homologous protein 3. Gene Ontology annotation, molecular function: calcium ion binding. The record is from RefSeq and is a predicted model, not a curated record. NCBI's taxonomy places the organism in Eukaryota, Metazoa, Arthropoda, Insecta, Diptera, Drosophilidae. The transcript has 4 exons. The coding region runs from base 15 to 707 and encodes 230 amino acids.